GAAGUGCAGUUUGGUGUUGCGGCACAUGGAGGGCGGAGGGCGGGGGAGGAACUGCAAUGGGAUGGCACACUGUAUAUUGGGAGAGGCAGCAGGAAGGACUGCGUAUUUCAGUUUCCUAACCCUGACCUUUAGCAAUGCGGGCAGUCGAGUUUCUUGGAAGCAUCAGGACGGGGGGGGGGUGUUCGUGCCUCCCCCCGCACCCUCCCCCCCCCCGGACUUUGCCUGCUCCGUGCUGGUUUAAUUUCUCCAAGCAGGAAUGCGCUGAGAUGUUUCCCCAGUUGUGGCGCUGACGUUUGGAGCCAUGUGAUGGGCCCCCUUUCGCUAUAAGGAGAGAAGAAAGGCCGCCCUCUUUUGGACUCAGCCCCAGCCUUUUCAAGAUCUUUCCCAAGACUCUUCCCCCCCCCCCCAAUACUAAUCGCUCUCCCUCCUUCCCUGGAUCCAUUAAUGUCCGAGGGCUCCUGCGAGGAGGAGAAAGAGAGGAACCAACUCCAGGGCGCAGCCAAGGGGGAGAGAUUUCCCGCUGCCUGCUCAGCGGAGGCUGCUGCUGACUGUUGUGUUUGUUGCUUGUUCGCACCAGGGCUGCAGAUCCUGGCUCUGUCUGGGCGGAUUCGCCGCCUGGAGCAAAGCAGGGGGACUCCAGCGUGCACGGCUCCCCGGCCCCGCCGCCCCCGAUGAGCCGCUCCGCCAAGCCAUGACUCUGAGCUCGGAGAUGUCCGAUGCCUCGGGACUGGCUGAAGAGACCGACAUCGAUGUGGUGGGCGAGGGCGAGGAGGAAGACGAGGAGCCCCGGCGCGGCGGGCGCCCCUAUGCCCAGGAGGAGGAAGAGGAGGAGGAGGAGGAAGACGAGGAGGUGGGGGAGCUCCCCGAUGACAUCUCGCUGCCCAGGUCCCCGGCGUGCGGCGGCGCGGGCAGCUCCCCACCUCCUCCCAGCGCCCCUACAAGGCGGCGGCGGGCGGCGGCGGGGCCAGCAAGAGACAACGGCAGCUUCCUGCGCCGGAGGAAGCGCUUCAAGCGGCAGCCGCUGCCGGCGCCCGAGCUGCUGCUGCGCGGGGUGGAUCCCGGCACCUUCCUGCAGCAGCAGCCGCCGCCGCAGCAGCCGGCGCCCUACGGCUACGGACCCUACAGCUGUGGAUAUGGCAUUCAGCUCCAGCCUUACCACCCCCACUCCGCCGCCCUCUUUGCCUUUCACCACCACUCCCCGCCGGCCCGGCAGCCGCCCCCGAGCGCCGCCGGCCCCGUCCUGCCUCCUGCUGCUGCCCCUGCAGCUCCACCAGCCUCCUUACUGCCAGCGGCGGAGCUGGCCAGGACCUUCAGCUACCCGCCCCAGCUUAGCCCGUCCCUGACUUCUUCUCUGCACGCUGCCAAAUCCAGCAGCUCGGCUCUGGCCCGGUCCCCCUUCUCCAUUGAGAGCAUCAUCGGGGGGGCUGGCAGCAGCUGUGCGUCCCAGUCUGCGGUGGUUCCCGUCUUAGCCAGGUCUCUGGUUUCUUCGUCCUCCGUUUCUUCUGCCGCUGCGGCCUUAGGGGCACUGCACCAAGGGACAGUCUUGUCCAAUGUCGAAAACUUUACUGCUAGGAUUUCAAAUUGUUAACGAGUUAAAGUCUUUCAGAAGGUAGGAUUCGGGGUAUAUCUUUUUUUCACCUUCACGAGUUGAAACGGACAUUUUAUACAGCCGAUUUGUGUCCUGCCACUUUGUUGUUCGGUACCUAUAUUUAUGCAAAGCCAAUUCUAUAUGCUGCAUAGGCAGAAACUUUUGUUGUUGGAAAGUUAUAUCUUAUUCCUUUAAAAAAAAUCUCUAAACCAUUGAAGUUCGGAGAUUCUCAGGUCCAGGAAUUCAAAAACAAUAAUGUACAAGAGAAAUGAAAGGUCGUGAGGGAGGACAAUAAAGCAAUACUUGUUCAUUUUA
Messenger RNA from Chrysemys picta bellii (western painted turtle), 1903 nucleotides. Lineage: Eukaryota; Metazoa; Chordata; Testudines; Emydidae. The record is from RefSeq and is a predicted model, not a curated record.